AGAUGCUAAAGGAGGGCUGUCACGUCCCAGGAGGUACCUCGGUGACUUUGUCGAUUGUGAGCUGCCUCACCAUGGACCUGUGCAAACUAGCUUUGCUCCUGGGAGCCCUAACCUGCACUGCAUCCAAGGCUCCCACCCUCAUCCCACAUCUGACCUGUUUCAUCGGUGAAGCAUCCAAGCCUCCCACCCUCAUCCCACAUUUGACCUGUUUCACUGGUAGAGGUGAAGCAUACCGAGGCACCACUGCUGUAACUGAAUCUGGCAAAACAUGCCAGAGCUGGUCAGCUCAGAUGCCACAUCAACACAGCCGCACACCACACAACUAUCCCGGAAAAGGCCUGGUUAACAACUACUGUCGUAACCCUGACAAUGAGAGGAGACCCUGGUGUUACACUACUGACUCUGAAAGCCGCUGGGAGUACUGCAGUGUGCCACGCUGUGAGGAUGCAGCCAGACCAGCAUCCAAGCCUCCCACCCUCAUCCCACAUCUGACCUGUUUCACUGGUAGAGGUGAAGCAUACCGAGGCACCACUGCUGUAACUGAAUCUGGCAAAACAUGCCAGAGCUGGUCAGCUCAGAUGCCACAUCAACACGACCGCACGCCAGACAACAAUCCCGGAAAAGGCCUGGAUAACAAUUACUGUCGUAACCCCGACAAUGAGAGGAGACCCUGGUGUUACACUACUGACUCUGAAAGCCGCUGGGAGUACUGCAGUGUGCCACGCUGUGAGGAUGCAGCCAGACCAGCAUCCAAGCCUCCCACCCUCAUCCCACAUCUGACCUGUUUCACUGGUAGAGGUGAAGCAUACCGAGGCACCACUGCUGUAACUGAAUCUGGCAAAACAUGCCAGGGCUGGUCAGCUCAGAUGCCACAUCAACAUGACCGCACGCCAGACAACAAUCCCGGAAAAGGCCUGGUUAACAACGACGAUGAGGCAAGUCCCUGGUGUUACACUACUGACCCUGACAGCCGCUGGGAGUACUGUGAUGUGCCGAGCUGUGAGGAUGGAGUCGGACCAGCAUCCAAGCCUCCCACCCUCAUCCCACAUCUGACCUGUUUCACCGGUAAAGGUGAAGCAUUCCGAGGCACCACUGCUGUAACUGAAUCUGGCAAAACAUGCCAGAGCUGGUCGGCUCAGACGCCCCACCAACACAGCCGCACACCACACAUGAACCUACUGGAGUGUACAUUUGGAACAGGAAAACAAUACAGAGGAACAAAGUCCACAACAAAAACAGGAAAGACAUGUCAGAGAUGGGACGAAAGAUUCCCACACACGCCUAACAUUACACCAGAGGAAUAUCCCCGAGCAGAGCUGGAGUCCAACUUCUGCAGGAACCCUGAUGGAGCCAGUGAGGGACCCUGGUGUUACACCACUGACCCAGAUACCCGCUGGGAAUACUGCGAUGUAGCUAUCUGCCCUGAUGAGUGUAUGCACUGCAAUGGUGAGGACUACAGAGGAAAAAUCUCCAUUACAGAAGACAGUUACACCUGCCAACGCUGGGACUCCCAGGAACCUCACAGCCAUGGCUAUGACCCUCACGUUUUUUCAGAUAAAGAUCUUGUAGAGAACUUCUGCAGAAACCCUGAUGGUGAACGCCGACCAUGGUGCUUCACCACUGACCUGUCCACACGAUGGGACUAUUGCAUACCCCGCUGCACAACCCCGCCUCCAACCAUCGCCCCAGAGCUGACCUGUAUCACUGGUAACGGUGAAGCGUACCGAGGCACGGUUGCCGUGACUAAAUCAAACAAAACAUGCCAGAGCUGGUCGUCUCAAGCGCCACACCAACACUACUACCUACAAAUGUACACCUGCAAAGGCCUGGAUGAGAACUACUGUCGUAACCCUGACAAUGUGGCGAUGCCCUGGUGUUAUACCACUGACAAUGCGACUCGCUGGGAGUACUGCGAUGUGCCACGCUGUGGAGAUACAGAUGAGCCAGUGACCCAUGCAGAGGAGGAGGACUGUUAUGAGGGGGAUGGGUCAAGUUACCGUGGCAUGACAUCGGAGACUGUCAGUGGAAAAAAAUGCCAAGACUGGAGCGCCAUGACUCCACACAACCACAGCUACACUCCACAGAGCUACCCCAAAGCAGACCUCAGGAUGAACCUGUGCAGAAACCCUGAUGGAGAUGAAGCUCCCUGGUGUUACACUACAGACCCCAGUGUCCGCUGGGAGUUCUGCAACUUGGAGCAAUGCCCCACCAAUUCUACGGAAGAGACACCCACAGCCUCACUUAAUCCCCAGACCCCAUCCACUGCAGUUCCACUACACAAAGACUGUAAGACUGGAAAUGGAGAAACAUCGGGUCCAACCUCUAUCACCACUAAGGGUGUGACCUGCCAGGCCUGGAGUGCUCAGAGCCCUCACCAACACAAGAGCUUCACCCCAGAAACUCACCCUGACAAGGGGCUGGAGGGAAAUAGCUGCAGAAACCCAGGCAAUGAUGCGAGCGGACCGUGGUGCUAUACUACUGACAAUAACACAAGAUGGGACUACUGUCACAUCCCAAACUGUGUUGAUUCGAAAUGUGGGACACCAGUCAUGACACCAAAGCGUUGUUUUGGUCGGAUCGUGGGAGGCUGCGUGUCUAAACCUCACUCAUGGCCCUGGCAAAUCAGCCUCCAGACCACUUGGGGAUACCAUUUCUGUGGAGGAAGUCUGAUUCACCCUCAGUGGGUCCUUACUGCUGAACACUGCCUGGCCAAGUCUGAGGACCCUGCAUACUACAAGGUACUCCUGGGUAUCCACACAAAGUCAGGUGAAGAGCCAUCGCGACAGGAAAGGAACGUGGAGAAACUGAUGCGCGCACCCAACAACGCCGACAUUGCUCUGCUCAAACUGCAGAGCCCUGCAUUAAUAAACGACAAAGUCCUGCCAGUUUGUCUGCCAGAGCAGGACUACGUUGUUCCUGCUAGAACUGAGUGUUAUGUCACCGGAUGGGGUCAAACCCGAGGUACGGCAGGUGCAGGCGUCCUGAAGGAAACUGGUGUCCCAGUGAUCGAGAACAAAAUCUGUAAUAGUCCACGGUACAUGAACGGGGAAAUCAAGGAAGAUGAAUUGUGUGCUGGAGUCAGUGAGGGAGGAAUGGAUGCCUGCAAGGGUGACAGCGGUGGUCCUCUGGUGUGUAAUAGCCAGAACAGUUACAUCCUGCAGGGUGUGACUUCAUGGGGUGCUGGAUGCGCCGCUCCUAUGAGACCUGGUAUCUACGCUCGAGUCUCCAAGUUUGUCAACUGGAUCAACAAAACCAUUGAAGACAAUGAGAGCAGUCACAUCCCAGGAGGUACCUCAGUGACUUUGCCAAUUGUGAGCUGCCUCACCAUGGACCUGUGCGAACUAGCUUUGCUCCUGGGAGCCCUAACCUGCACUGCAUCCAAGGCUCCCACCCUCAUCCCACAUCUGACCUGUUUCAUCGGUGAAGCAUCCAAGCCUCCCACCCUCAUCCCACAUUUGACCUGUUUCACUGGUAGAGGUGAAGCAUACCGAGGCACCACUGCUGUAACUGAAUCUGGCAAAACAUGCCAGAGCUGGUCAGCUCAGACACCACACCAACACAGCCGCACACCACACAACUAUCCCGGAAAAGGCCUGGUUAACAACUACUGUCGUAACCCCGACGAUGAGGCAAGUCCCUGGUGUUACACUACUGACCCUGACAGCCGCUGGGAGUACUGUGAUGUGCCGAGCUGUGAGGAUGGAGUCGGACCAGCAUCCAAGCCUCCCACCCUCAUCCCACAUCUGACCUGUUUCACCGGUAAAGGUGAAGCAUACCGAGGCACCACUGCUGUAACUGAAUCUGGCAAAACAUGCCAGAGCUGGUCGGCUCAGACGCCCCACCAACACAGCCGCACACCACACAACUAUCCUGACAAAGGCCUGGUUAACAACUACUGUCGUAACCCUGACAAUGAGAGGAGACCCUGGUGUUACACUACUGACUCUGAAAGCCGCUGGGAGUACUGCAGUGUGCCACGCUGUGAGGAUGCAGCCAGACCAGCAUCCAAGCCUCCCACCCUCAUCCCACAUCUGACCUGUUUCACUGGUAGAGGUGAAGCAUACCGAGGCACCACUGCUGUAACUGAAUCUGGCAAAACAUGCCAGAGCUGGUCAGCUCAGAUGCCACAUCAACACGACCGCACGCCAGACAACAAUCCCGGAAAAGGCCUGGUUAACAACUACUGUCGUAACCCCGACGAUGAGGCAAGUCCCUGGUGUUACACUACUGACCCUGACAGCCGCUGGGAGUACUGUGAUGUGCCGAGCUGUGAGGAUGGAGUCGGACCAGCAUCCAAGCCUCCCAUCAUCCCACAUCUGACCUGUUUCACCGGUAAAGGUGAAGCAUACCGAGGCACCACUGCUGUAACUGAAUCUGGCAAAACAUGCCAGAGCUGGUCGGCUCAGACGCCCCACCAACACAGCCGCACACCACACAACUAUCCUGACAAAGGCCUGGUUAACAACUACUGUCGUAACCCUGACAAUGAGAGGAGACCCUGGUGUUACACUACUGACUCUGAAAGCCGCUGGGAGUACUGCAGUGUGCCACGUUGUGAGGAUGCAGCCAGACCAGCAUCCAAGCCUCCCACUCUCAUCCCACAUCUGACCUGUUUCACCGGUAAAGGUGAAGCAUACAGAGGCACAAUUGCUGUAAGUGGAUCUGGCAAAACAUGCCAGAGCUGGUCGGCUCAGACGCCACACCAACACAGCCGCACACCAGACAACUAUCCUGACAAAGGCCUGGAUAACAACUACUGUCGUAACCCUGACGAUGAGAAGAUGCCCUGGUGUUACACUACUGACUCUGAAAGCCGCUGGGAGUACUGCAAUGUGCCGAGCUGUGACGAUGCAGUCGGACCAGCAUCCAAGCCUCCCACUCUCAUCCCACAUCUGACCUGUUUCACCGGUAAAGGUGAAGCAUACCGAGGCACCACUGCUGUAACUGAAUCUGGCAAAACAUGCCAGAGCUGGUCGGCUCAGACACCCCACCAACACAGCCGCACACCACACAACUAUCCUGACAAAGGCCUGGUUAACAACUACUGUCGUAACCCUGACAAUGAGAGGAGACCCUGGUGUUACACUACUGACUCUGAAAGCCGCUGGGAGUAUUGUGAGGAUGCAGCCAGACCAGCAUCCAAGCCUCCCACCCUCAUCCCACAUCUGACCUGUUUCACUGGUAGAGGUGAAGCAUACCGAGGCACCACUACUGUAACUGAAUCUGGCAAAACAUGCCAGAGCUGGUCAGCUCAGACGCCCCACCAACACGACCGCACGCCAGACAACAAUCCCGGAAAAGACCUGGUUAACAACUACUGUCGUAACCCCGACAAUGAGGCAAGUCCCUGGUGUUACACUACUGACCCUGACAGCCGCUGGGAGUACUGUGAUGUGCCGAGCUGUGAGGAUGGAGUCGGACCAGCAUCCAAGCCUCCCACCAUGAUCCCACAUCUGACCUGUUUCACCGGUAAAGGUGAAGCAUACCGAGGCACCACUGCUGUAACUGAAUCUGGCAAAACAUGCCAGAGCUGGUCGGCUCAGACGCCACACCAACACAGCCGCACACCACACAACUAUCCUGACAAAGGCCUGGAUAACAACUACUGUCGUAACCCUGACGAUGAGAAGAUGCCCUGGUGUUACACUACUGACCCUGACAGCCGCUGGGAAUACUGCAGUGUGCCACGCUGUGAGGAUGCAGCCAGACCAGUGAACAUCCUGGAGUGUACAUUUGGAACAGGAAAACAAUACAGAGGAACAAAGUCCACAACAAAAACAGGAAAGAUGUGUCAGAGUUGGGCAGCAAGAUACCCACACACACCUAACUUCACACCGGAGGAAUAUCCCCGAGCAGACCUGGAUUCCAACUUCUGCAGGAACCCUGAUGGAGCCAGUGAGGGACCCUGGUGUUACACCACUGACCCAGACACCCGCUGGGAAUACUGCGAUGUAGCUAUCUGCACUGUACCACUUGUUCCAACCAAGGUCUGCAGAAAACCAUCUGUGAAUGAACAACACGUUGAACCUUGGAGCAAAUGGGCUACAGCAGCAGAAGUCCACACCAGGUGCCACUCCCAUCAGCUAAGAAAAGGAAACCGAGGCUACAAUCCGCACAAGCUCACCAAAAUUCAAUCAGGAGAGACACAUUUUUAUGAUGAGUGUAUGCACUGCAAUGGUGAGGACUACAGAGGAAACAUCUCCAUUACAAAGCACAGCUACACCUGCCAACGCUGGGACUCCCAGGAACCUCACAGCCAUGGCUAUGACCCUCACGUUCUUUCAGAUAAAGGUCUUGUAGAGAACUUCUGCAGGAACCCAGAUGCAUCCCCCCGACCAUGGUGCUUCACCACCGACCCGUCCACACGAUGGGACUAUUGCGACAUACCCUGCUGCACAUCCGAGCCUCCAACGAUUGUCCCAGAGCUGACCUGUGUCACUGGUAACGGUGAAGCGUACAGAGGCACGAUUGCCGUGACUAAAUCUGGCAAAACAUGCCAGAGCUGGUUGGCUCAGGAGCCACACAAACACGACCGCACGCCUUACAACUUUCCUUGCAAAGGCCUGGAUGAGAACUACUGUCGUAACCCCGACAAUGAGGAGAUGCCCUGGUGUUAUACCACUGACAGUGAAACUCGCUGGGAGUACUGCAACUUGGAAAAAUGCACGACCGAUACACCCACAACCACACCUGAUCCCCACCCCCCUGCUACUACAACUCCACCACAAAAAGACUGUAAGACUGGAAAUGGAGAAACAUACCGGGGUCCAACCUCUAUCACCACUAAGGGUGUGACCUGCCAGGCCUGGAGUGCUCAGAGCCCUCACCAACACAAAGGCUUCACCCCAGAAACUGACCCUGACAAGGGGCUGGAGGGAAAUAGCUGCAGAAACCCAGACAAUGAUGAGGGUGGGCCGUGGUGCUAUACUACUGACAAUAACACAAGAUGGGACUACUGUCACAUCCCAAACUGUGUUGAAUCGAAAUGUGGGUUGCCAGUCAUCACACCAAAGUGUUGUUUUGGUCAGAUCGUAGGAGGCUGCGUGUCUAAACCUCACUCGUGGCCCUGGCAAAUCAGCCUCCAGACACCUGAGGGAUCUCAUUUCUGUGGGGGAAGUCUGAUUGACCAUCAGUGGGUCCUUACUGCUGCACACUGCCUGCACCAGUCUGCAGACCCUUCAUACUACAAGGUACUCCUGGGUGUCCAAAACCUGUCAGGCAAUGAGCCAUCGCAACAGGAAAGGAACGUGGAGAAAGUGAUACGCGAACCCAACAACACCGACAUUGCUCUGCUCAAACUGCAGAGCCCUGCAAUGAUAAACGACCAAGUCCUGCCAGUUUGUCUGCCAGAGCAGGACUACAUUGUUCCCACUAGAACUGAGUGUUAUGUCACCGGAUGGGGUCGAACCCAAGGUACGGGAGGUGCAGGUGUCCUGAAGGAAACUGGGGUUCCUGUGAUCGAGAACAAGGUCUGUAAUCGUCCAUCGUACAUGAACGGCUUAAUCAAGGACCAUGAGAUGUGUGCUGGAAUCAGUGAGGGAGGAAUAGACACCUGCCAGGGUGACAGCGGUGGUCCUCUGGUGUGUAAAAGCCAGAACAGUUACAUCCUGCAGGGUGUGACUUCAAGGGGUAUUGGAUGCGCCAAUCCUAUGAGACCUGGCAUCUACGCUCGAGUCUCCACGUUUGUCAACUGGAUCAACAAAGCCAUCAAUGAAAAUUAAAAACUGUCUUAAAAUAAUACAGUAGCUUCAGUCAUAGAAAGUGACUGUUCAUUGUGCUUUUUGAAGAUACUUUAACAUGCAUGUACAUCUGCUCUAACAUGACUACUUCAGUUUGUUUCCUGGUCUUGUCUGAUGUCAAGAGAUGUUUUGUUUUCCUAGUGGACCAAUAGUCGUCAUUUAGGGCCAUUAGACGACUAGUCGCCCACAUGUUUACGCAAUUAAAGUAAUUAUCAAAUUAUAUAGUUCAAGGUCUAAGAAAAAUAGUAUCAGUAACGUUGUUAACACUGUGCUACAUUACAAAUAAAUACAAAAGUGUACUAAUGAACCUUCAUUAAUAUAGGCCUAUAUUUUAUCUACAAGUGCACGUCACACACUGAGUGAGCGACCUGUUAAUGACGCUGUGAGCAAAGCAGUAAUGAUUGUGCUAAGUGGCUAAUGGGCAUGUAGCUACUGACAUGUUUCAGAUGAUACGUCAUGUUUGUAGUCAAUGAAUGAUAGACAAAUGUUUGCUUGCAGAGUUUACAUAUCACCUUGGAUUCAUCCUUCACCUCCUCAAAAUGAUCCCACACUUUUCCUGCCCGACAUGUUAUUAACUAGCCUGUGGAAUAACUGCAGGUACCAGCCCUGGAAACUAGAGGCCAUACACAUGCUGCGUCUUUAAGAUAGAUAGAUAGAUAGCUAGAUAGCCUUUAUUGUCCCAUGGGGAAAUUUGUUUUCACAAACUGUCACAACAUUUGGGUACACAAAACACCACCAACACACACAAUGCACAAACACCACCAGACACUGAACAACCGACACAUAUAUCACACUCAGGAGGGCUGGGUCCAUAUGUGGUUAUUGGGAACUGCCUGAAAAACACUGUGCGCUACUCUUGUGCUUUUUUUUGUGCCAGCUUUCAAGACCGCGGUGGCAGGUUGUGUGUGAGGUUGCUAAGCAACCCUAACAAGCAUGGUACAGCCUAUUUACCAGACAUCCUGAGUGUAAAGCUCAUUUUCUUCCCGGCACUGUUUAUAAGUCUGUAGGCCUAUCGUCUGUGGGACAGAUGUAAAGCUGUGGGUAGCCCUGCACUAACAUGAUCAACUUUUCCGUAUUUAUCACAGACUGAUAUUUACAGAAGAAGGGAAAGAUAUCUGUCGGCUGUGAUUGGUUUGUAACAUGACUCCUGUCUGACUGCCGAGUGUGGCCUCUUCCUGUGUCUGUCCUAUCAAAUUAAAAUCCCACAUGGUCCGGUCAUACAGGUUUUGAUUACUGACCUUCCUGGUCGACUAUUGUUUGGUCGACUAUCAGGGGGCAGCCCUAGCUCCUUGUGCAACAUGUACUGCUCUGCUCCAACAUGACUACUUGAGUUUGUUUUCUGGUCUUGUCUGAUGUCAACACAUAUUUUGUUUCCUCUGGUGUAUACACAAUAAGCCAAUCACUUGUGUGGUUUUGGCAUG
This is a messenger RNA of Epinephelus fuscoguttatus (brown-marbled grouper), 9160 nucleotides long. RefSeq names its product apolipoprotein(a)-like. The record is from RefSeq and is a predicted model, not a curated record. Gene Ontology annotation, biological process: proteolysis. Gene Ontology annotation, molecular function: serine-type endopeptidase activity; signaling receptor binding. Gene Ontology annotation, cellular component: extrinsic component of plasma membrane. Lineage: Eukaryota; Metazoa; Chordata; Actinopteri; Perciformes; Serranidae.